This is a messenger RNA of Melopsittacus undulatus (budgerigar), 3657 nucleotides long. It is a transcript of the gene KCTD7, whose product is annotated as potassium channel tetramerization domain containing 7. The record is from RefSeq and is a predicted model, not a curated record. Gene Ontology annotation, biological process: protein homooligomerization; membrane hyperpolarization; positive regulation of transporter activity. Gene Ontology annotation, molecular function: protein binding. Gene Ontology annotation, cellular component: plasma membrane. The coding region runs from base 160 to 1029 and encodes 289 amino acids. Lineage: Eukaryota; Metazoa; Chordata; Aves; Psittaciformes; Psittaculidae. The transcript is spliced from 5 exons.
UGUUCCAGUCACAUACUGCUGGUUCACUACUCCGUGUCCAUGGGUGAGCAGGAAGUGAAGCAAACCUAGAGAGGAACUUCACAUACCCUUCCAUGAGCGUCAAAAACCAGCAUUGCCACGGCUGCCUACCCAGCAGACCUGCCUCCGAGAGCCAGAGGGAUGGUGGUAGUUACGGGGCAGAACAAAGUGAGUGGAAACCCGGAUGAUGCCAUGUCGAGCUCGGAUGCAGAGGAUGAUUUCCAAGAGCCAGCCACUCCUACUGCAACCCAGGCAGGACAAGCACUACCUCUGCUGCCUCAGCAGUUUCCAGAAGUUGUUCCACUCAACGUAGGAGGCAUGUAUUUUACAACAAGACUGUCGACACUGAGGCGGUACGAGGACACGAUGCUGGCGGCUAUGUUCAGUGGAAGACACUACAUCCCAACAGAUGCUGAAGGCAGAUAUUUUAUUGACAGAGAUGGAACCUACUUUGGAGACAUACUCAACUUUCUACGAUCUGGUGACCUGCCGCCAAGGGAACGUGUGAGGGCAGUUUACAAGGAAGCUCAGUAUUAUUCCAUAGGACCAUUGCUAGACAAUCUAGAGGAUAUCCAGCCUCUGAAAGGAGAAAAAGUUAGACAAGCUUUCCUGGGCCUUAUGCCAUAUUACAAAGAUCAUUUGGAAAGGAUCAUUGAAAUAGCAAAGCUCAGAGCUAUGCAGCGAAAAGCAAGGUUUGCAAAAUUGAAGGUCUGUGUCUUCAAAGAAGAGAUGCCCAUCACUCCCUAUGAAUGCCCACACUUCAAUUCUUUACGUUUUGAAAGGAGUGAGAGUGAGACAAAGCUAUUUGAACAUCAUUGUGAAGUAGACGUAUCUUUUGGGCCCUGGGAGGCUGUGGCUGAUGUAUAUGAUCUUCUGCACUGUAUUGUGACAGACCUGUCUGACAGAGGGAUAACUGUGGAUCAUCAGUGUAUUGGGGUGUGUGAUAAACACCUGAUAAAUCACUAUUACUGCAAGCGUCCUAUCUAUGAAUUUAAGAUUACUUGGUGGUGAGUUAUCUUGUCCAGAACAGUGCAGGGGAUAAAAGGACUUCUAGAUGACAAUUGCUUUUAAUAUUUUUGCAACGUGUCUCUGGAAAUGCAUUGCUGCUAACAUGUAUUGGAAUCAGUCUGCUGAAACGUUGGCUGAUGCUUAGCUGCUCAGCAUAAGGGAAAACCUGGUACAGAGGCUGGAAAACCUCUGCAAUCUUGAAAAACCAGCCUGAAACAAGACUCUUGGCUCAGGUACCUUAACGAGGCACAAAACAAAAUCACCUCAUGGAAGUUACAGAGUGGAGCAUCUAACAUCUUCUAUAAGGUGGCACCUUCCAUGUGGCUUUAGUAUCAGAAUCUGCAAAACGGAUGUUGCAGCUCUCACCUGCAUUGUUAUAAAGUGGGGGUGCUAAGAAUGCUGACAUAAGGGGGUUGAAUUUUACCCACUUAGAAAUGUUUUAGUCACUUCUUAAACUUGCCACUUCCUAAAAUCGAGUAACACCCAGCACAGAGAUUCUGGAAAUGUAAUUUUGAUGUAAUAGAUCAUUAAAAAAAGCAAAAAGAAAGGAGCAUUCCCUAUAUAGUAUUAACUGUUGUAAUGAUUAAGCUAUAUUUCUUUUUUAAUUAAAAAUUGCGUUGUGACUUAUAACAUUAUAUUUCAAUUAUUUCCAUUGUUAUAAGAAGGAAUAGCAGAUUUGGAAUAUAUUCCUUAAUGCUUUUAGGAAUAAUAACUGUUCAUGAAAGACUUGUGCCUGUUUUUAGCCUUAGAAAUUCUAAAUGUUUACAGUAUCUACAAAAAAAAAAAAGCUCUUUAGAAUCAGGUCAUUUACAAAGGCUUUUGGUAAAUGAGAAAACCCUAUGUGUAUGUUCCUAUUAGCAGAAGUAAGAGGAAUAUUUAAUGUAUGUUAUUUUAUUACUGACUCUUUUUACAUUCUGUGAUAUUAAACUUUGGUCUAGAGUUAGAGUUAAGUGAUGAUACUAGACAAGUGCUUUCUUCACCUCACCUUCUCCAGGCAAUUAAGUCUCAUUUUUAACAUUCUUGUUGACCCUUCCUGGUAUAAUAUCAGGAAAAACAAUUUCAUAACCUUCAUAUUCAAAUAAUUCUCCAAUUAUAAACCAAUAUAUCUGUGUAGUAAAUGUCUUUCCACACUGAAGGAGGCAGACGCUGCAGAAUCAUGUUCUUUUCCAAAGGUAAUAGUUGCACUUCUGACAUUAGUAACCACAUUCCAAGGCUGAAUUGUUUUAUGUCCAAAACUGAGAGGGAGAACUAAACAUCUGAAGAUAUAACUGUUGUGUGAGGGACAGAAAAUUAAGUACUUCUCCAAAAGACCCCAUGUGAAGUAGCCUCAAAGUAAUCUUAAGGAGAGGGAAAAUAAAUGUGUGUGUAUUGCAUUCCAUUGGAUUAGCUGAUCCAAUAAUAUUGCUUAAUUAAGCUUUUGACCAAAACACUUAAGAAACAUGUUAAUUAGGAUUAUUCUUAAAAUUACCUCAGGUAACUGAGAAUUUUAAUAAUUGUAAAAACUUCAUGAUCAAAUUGUCUUGCAAAAAAAGAGGCAACUUUUUUGCAUUGUCACACUUGUAUUUAUGCGAUUUAGGAGGUUUUAGUGAUGUGCCUCUCUGAGGUGGGGGCAUCCAGCUCUGAUGAUCUCUUUUCACAUGUUUACUUACAGAGGAUCAUAGCCAAGUGCUGAGGUUCAAGGCCAGAGCUUAGAUUUUGAAAUGGAAGGAGGGAGGAAAUCAUGUGCAUUUGGAUCUUCAUUUAAGCUCAUUUCAGUUGUUUUCUUAAAUGUUGGCCAUGUGUUACAAUGUGUUGGACUUGUGUUUGACAGCCCAAAAUUAAAAGUCAAAUGAGACUACUUAAGAUAUGUAAGUUCAGGAUUUACAGUACCAGUUUAUAUAAAGGUUACAAUGAGAACUGCAGAGUUACUGGGUUAAUCAGUACCCAUAUAUGUAUUUCCAUGGGACAUAAGUCUGGUUUGAAUUUCAGCACAAAUGGAACAGUGGGAUUUAACUGUAUGUUUUUAGUUUGGCUGUAAGACUUCUGCUGUUACUCUAGAGAAGCUAUGAUGGCAAAAUCCCUGUUUUGAUCAUGUUUGCUAUUUCUUAAUAUAAACAAACUGAUAUUUUAUAACAUUCUCUUGUUUAUUGCUUAAAUAGAUAAGGAAGACUAACUAAAAAGACAAUCUUAGUUUGUAUCACUUGCAUCUCAUUUGAUGCUUUCAUCCUUCAGAUCCUCCAGAAGACAGCAAACUUUAAGUGCAAUAUUGAAAGAGAAAGCAGGGAUUUGAGCCAACAUGCUUUCAUUAAACAUGUACAUUCUGUGUUGUGACUUGUGCAGGUUAACAGUAUUGUUACUGACUACACUCCUUCUAAGCAGUCUUUGUUUACAAUGAUUUAGCUGAUGUUGCCUAAUGUGGAUUCAUGUUUUGGCAGAAACAGAAGAGUUGGGCAGGCAGAUGUCAGGGAGUUCAAUCUAAUAACUGGUUUAUUAUUGACUUACCUUUUCUUGGCGUGUAGCAUAACUUUUGAAUUCUGCAUUUGCGACAGAAAUGUGAGUAGCUGAUUUACUAAAUCCGUGUUUAAGAUGACUGGUGUUUUUGUAUAUCGUGGAUGCUUUAUAAUUGUCUAAUUAAACUAAAUGCCUAUGUAA